Molecule: messenger RNA, 699 nt
Organism: Helianthus annuus (common sunflower)
Lineage: Eukaryota; Viridiplantae; Streptophyta; Magnoliopsida; Asterales; Asteraceae
Product: F-box protein At3g07870
Exons: 1
Coding region: 1-699 (232 amino acids)
Molecular function (GO): protein binding
Source: RefSeq, a predicted model, not a curated record
AUGGAAGACGCCGUAUUACCUGAAAGCCACAUCCUCGAAGUUUUAUCCAGACUACCGCUGAAAACAAUAAUUCGCUGCAAGUGCGUGUGCAAAAAGUGGCGUGAUCUUGUUUCCCACACCUACUUUGUUGAUCUUCAUCUCUCCAGAUCGCGUCGGUGCUUAACGUUUCAUUCUGACCCGAUAUUAGAGUUGGUAGAAGUGGAACACGAAGUUGGUUGCAACCGGUUAACCAUCAAUCGUGUGAAAAGCGUUGAUCUUCAUCUUAGUGCAGUUGGUGCUUUUAAUCGGAUAUUUCAAGUGGGUUCGGUCAAUGGUUUGAUCUGCUUGCAUCAGGAAGGUUAUGCCACUUACAUAUUCAAUCCUGUGGUCGAAGAAUAUAUGAUCCUCCCUGAACCACGUUUUUUGGAUUAUGUUUGGUGUUUAAGUUAUGGCUUCGGAGUUUCACUGGCAGGGGAGUACAAAGUGAUAAGGGUCUGUGGUUGGACAGAACCUGAAUAUCUGGAGGCUGAAGUCGAUGCUGUUGAAAUCGACGUUUACACGCUUGGCACCAACCAAUGGAGAAGGUUGGGACAAACCCCUUUCAACAUUGACUAUUCGGGGGAACUCGGUUCUUCUGGCGUGUUUGUGAAGAGUCAUGUGUAUUGGAUUGCUGAUGGCCAAAUUUACGAUUUCAAUUUGGAUACAAAGAAAUUUGAGUAA